AAAACGUUGCGUGGAGAUUAUGUUAGGUCAAUAAAAACAAAGUUUUGUUUGUGUUGCAUGUGAUAAAUGUCUAAAAAGAUUAAUUAAACAAAAUACGCGAUGAAUAUUACAAGAAUAUCUAUUGAAGAGUUGAAGCAACAUUGCAUUGACUUAGAACACUCAAUGUCGAGUAAAAUAAACGCCAUUGAAACAGAGAGAUUAACACUGAAGCAUCGCACUGAAAAUGUGAUCAAUGAUGCACUUAAAGGCUUAGAUGAUUUAUUUGAGACUGAUGAAAGUGAUAUUUAUCACAAUAAUGUUAGUAACAGUAAGAUUUGUGCUAAAAGAACUGAGAAAUGCCAAAAACCACCGAAAGACUUGCAAAUUAUUAUUGAAGAACCAAAAAUUAAUGAUAAUUCAACCAUAACAAAGAAAUAUUUUGAUAUUUGGAGAGAUAAAACAAAUAAAAAGAAACAACAACAGCCGAAAAGUCUCCAAAGUGUGAAUGAACUCAAAGAAGAACAAAUUGAUAAAUUUAUCCAAGGAUUAAAAGCCAAACGCAAAGCCAAGUCAAAUAAAGACACACAAAAUGCAAGAAUUAAGUCUAGUGGAUCAGUUCGCAGUUCUUCAAGUGAAUGUUCUUCAAAACAUUCAAACACCAACAGGAAUAAAACACCAAAGUCAGAAAUAUAUCAAAACCGAUAUAAAGCACAGCGUGAUAUAAUCCUUAUGCAAAAAUCCAAACUUAUUGAACAGGAACAAAAGAUCCAUGAGUUACAAUUUGGUAAAAUAUGCGAUGCACUUAAAGAAUCAUACAAUGAAACCCAAGAUACAAUUAAACAUCUGUUAAAGAAGUUUUCCACACGAACAAAAGUCGUAACAGGAGUGAAAAUCAUCGAGGAACCCGAAGAAGUACAAAUAAAAAUCAACAAAGUUCCAAAACUGGUGAGACUUAUGGAACAACGAGCACAAGAACGCGAACUCAAACGACAAAUGAUUCAAGAACGAAAACGAUUGAUUGAUGAAGAAAAGAAGCGAUUAUUAGCAGAACAACUUGAAAACAAACGCAUACAAGAUGAAGAAGAGAAGAAACAAGCAUUAGAUGCUAUUAAAGACAGACGACGUAGAGAACUUGAAGAAGAAAAGCGUAGACAAGCAGAGAAAGAGAAGUUUAUACGAAAAUGUAAAAUGGCAGAUAAAUUCUAUUCAAAAAUAUUGAAACGACGUGCGAUUAUGAGUUUUAAACUUGCUGUGCAACAACAGCAAUAUAACGAGAAUAUCAGCGUAGCAUUCUACGAAACUGUUAUAAUAAGAAGAUAUAUGCACAAGUGGAGAAUAAAUGCAAGAAAUAUUCAAGAAAUGAAGAUUCAAAAGGCAGAGGAACACUACCAGACAAAGUUGAAGAGGAAUGUUGUCAAAAGAAUGCUUGCGGUUCGAUUCAAAGCUAAGCAAAACAUGCAAGUAGCAGUUGAUUAUCACGCGUAUCAAGUGGAGUGUAAAGUGUUUAAAGCUUAUUACCUCUGUGUGAAUGCUAUUAAAAUCAGGAGAUAUCAUCUCACAACUGUGGCUAUAAAACAUUACAAAACACGUCUUUUGGUGCAAGCAUUCUAUCAGUGGAAGAGUCUGCCAGCUAUUUUACAACUAGAGAGAACAAAAGAAGAAAAGAAGCGCAUGUGGCGUGAAAUAGUUCUGCAAAUUGUGCCAGACUACAAGCCACCAGAGUUAGCUUCCAGCCGGAGCUCAACUGAGAGCAGUUCCGGAUCCUCUUCAGAUAGCUCCUCAUCAAGCUCAUCAUCAAGUGGCUCAGAUUCAUCCUCCAGCAGUGAUUCAGACUCCUCUACAUCACAAGGCUCAGCAAAACAAUCUAACCCUGAUCAGCAAUCAUCAAAAAAGUCUGCUCCAAUAAAAAAUGUACCUAGGAAGAGUGCUGACACUAAAACACCACCCAACAAGUCAAAAUCAAAACCACCACCAGCAAAUAAGCCACAGAAAUCACCACCAAAAGCAUCCACUUUAUAUUCUUCAGAAGAUGACAGCCCUAAAUCGAAUAAUAAAGCAAAAAAGAAGCCUCUGGCUAAAGCAAUUAAAGCAUCCACAUCAUCAAAUGUUAAAAAUCCUCCUAAAGUAACAGGUGGUAAAGUUCCUCCAAAAUCUAACCCAGCUGCAAAAGCACAACAAGCUAAAUUAAAAGAAAACGCCAAGACAAAAGUCCUGCAGAAAAAUGCCACCAAAAUAGAUCCAAACAAAAAAAAGAGCAUUUUCUCACCGGAAAACAGCUCGGAAUCUGACAGCAAUGAGAAACCAGUGGCAAAGACUCAAGCACUGAAAGCUACUGCAGUGAAACCACGAGCUAAAGCAUCUGCCAAGCCUAUAGAGCCUAAAAAGACACUCAACAAGAAGGAAAAUAAACCGAAAUCGAAAGAAAUGCUAAGCACAGCAAGCUCAUCUCAAAGUAGCAGUGAAAGCAGUAGUAGUUCCGAAUCGGAGAGCAGCGAUUCCGGCUCAGACUCGAAUAAAAAGACUACACCCAAGAAACAAGUGCGUAAAUCAUCAACGGCAGUCAAAGAAGACCAAAAUUCUGAUUCGGAUGAAGGUUCGAAAGAUGUCAAACAAACACCGAGGAAAUCAACGCGGACAUCAAACACUCGAAAGUCGAAACAUGUCGUCGGGAAAAACGUGUUUACUGAUACAGAUUCAGACACAGAAAGCACAAAACGCUCCCUCAGUAGAUCACCCGUGAAAAAAGCACCGAUUGCUACAAAAGGUAAAGCUAAGAAUAAGAAAACCGAAGCGAGUAAACGCGUUGAAGUUGUAAUCGCCGAAGAUCGUAAAUGUCCGCUUGAAGAAUGUAACAGCAGCGGCCAUCUUGGCGGGCGUUUAGAUAAACAUUUCACAAUCGACGCAUGUCCGUUGUAUCACAACAUGGCGGCGAGUAAAUGCGCAGACAACUGUCAAGAAAGAAAAAAACGCGAAGAAGCACGUAAAAAACUAAUCGAAGGAUCGAAAAAGUCUCCUCGAGGGGCAUUACCAACGCCAGAGCAGAAAGUCUACGCACAAAAGAUUAAAGAUUCACGGAAUAACUUUAAAAGCGAGAGUGCUGACGAAGGCAAAGUUAUAACCGAAAGAACACUCGAACCGAAUUUAGAUUAUUUCGUUCCCGAGUGUGAUUUGAAGUUAUUCAGGGACGCGCAGGCAAUAUCAAGCGAAAAAAUCGAAGAGGAGUUGAAAACUUUACCCAAUACGAAAGGUACAAAAUACAUCGAAAUGGGUAAAUUCGAGAUGGAAGUGUGGUAUCAAAGUCCAUACCCUGAAGAAUACGCACGUUUACCCAAACUGUACAUCUGUGAAUACUGUCUGCGUUACAUGCGUGGUCGAAUUGUCCUUCAACGCCACGCAGCGAAAUGCGUCUGGCGUCAUCCACCCGGCGAAGAAGUCUAUCGCAAAGAUAAAAUCAGCGUUUGGGAGGUGGAUGGUAAACGAUACAAACAAUUCUGUCAGAAUCUCUGUCUCCUCGCUAAGUUUUUCCUGGAUCACAAGACGUUGUACUUUGAUGUUGAGCCGUUCUUAUUCUAUGUGAUGACAAUGUCCGACCAGGAGGGCUGCCAUACCGUUGGGUAUUUUAGCAAGGAAAAAAAUUCUUUCUUGAAUUACAACGUUUCUUGUAUUCUCACACUGCCACCCUAUCAGCGACAAGGUUACGGUCGUCUACUCAUCGAUUUCAGUUAUCUGCUGACGCGUGUUGAAGGCAAAAUAGGUUCGCCGGAGAAACCUCUGAGUGACCUAGGUCUCAUAUCCUACAGGUCAUACUGGAAGGAUGUACUGCUUUCGUACCUAUGCGCGCGUGCUGGCACUCAGCUGAGCAUCAAGGACAUGAGCCAAGAAAUGGCCAUUCAUUCCACGGAUAUCGUGUCCACGUUGCAAGCCCUCGGUAUGAUGAAGUACUGGAAGGGUAAACAUAUUAUACUCAAGAAACAGGACGUAUUAGAUGAAUACGCCGAACGCGUCAAACGACGCGGGUCACUUUUAAAAGAGGUGGAUAAGUCUUGCCUACGAUGGACACCAUUUGUCCCACCACAACCCCCACCAACUUAACUUAACUUAAGCAUCAUCAGAAUCAGAAUAUGAAUCUCUAUGGCCAAUAUAUUAAUAGUACAACUAUUAUUGGUAAGUAGAUUUUAAAUAUUAAAUUUUAAAAUUGAAGAAAUGACAAUCGUAUUUCCAAUGUUUAAAUUAAUAUUAAACGUAUUAUUAUUACGCAUAAGUAAAUUGUAUAUAAUUAAAUUAAAUUAUAUGUAAAGAA
Molecule: messenger RNA, 4279 nt
Organism: Dalotia coriaria
Lineage: Eukaryota; Metazoa; Arthropoda; Insecta; Coleoptera; Staphylinidae
Gene: chm
Product: lysine acetyltransferase chameau
Exons: 8
Coding region: 100-4071 (1323 amino acids)
Biological process (GO): negative regulation of DNA-templated transcription; positive regulation of transcription by RNA polymerase II
Cellular component (GO): chromatin; nucleus
Molecular function (GO): zinc ion binding; histone acetyltransferase activity; transcription coregulator activity
Source: RefSeq, a predicted model, not a curated record